Messenger RNA from Homarus americanus (American lobster), 6825 nucleotides. RefSeq names its product plastin-3-like (gene Fim). The coding region runs from base 232 to 2202 and encodes 656 amino acids. NCBI's taxonomy places the organism in Eukaryota, Metazoa, Arthropoda, Malacostraca, Decapoda, Nephropidae. Gene Ontology annotation, molecular function: actin filament binding; calcium ion binding. The transcript is spliced from 11 exons. The record is from RefSeq and is a predicted model, not a curated record. Gene Ontology annotation, cellular component: actin filament; actin filament bundle; cytoplasm. Gene Ontology annotation, biological process: actin filament bundle assembly; actin filament network formation.
UACCGAGCAGCCAACACACUCACACGAGCACCCGCAGCCACAGUCACGUUCCCAUCUCCCGCCUCCCACUGACUGAUUCAGCACCGCGCAUGCGCACAGUGACAACUUUACAGUCUUUCAAAGAAAAAUUAUCUCCUGUUUUUAUUAUAAUCAGUAACUGAGAAUUAUUUUUAAUAAAUCUUCAAAUUACAUAGUUUAUUUUGUAUUUCUUAAAGUAAUUUCUGAUACAAAAUGAAGUUCGGAAAGAGUGAGAAUAUGUAUCGGGAAUUGCUGGAACGUAGUGGGAUGCAGAACAGACAGUCUGACAAAAUGGCUUCGAGGGAUAGUACGACCGCGUUCUCCGACGACCAAUUGGAAGAAUUGUGUGAAACAUUUAAUACGAUUGAUCGAGAUGGCAACGGCUUCAUCGACAUGUCAGAGCUCAAAUCUGCGCUGGAGAUUGUGGGCUUCAAGCUUCCUCAGUGGCAAGUGCGUAAGAUGAUUGAAGACUGGGACAAGGACACCAACGGCCCAGGCAAAGGGAAGCUCAGUUUUGAUGAGUUCCAGAAUAUGUGUGCUGGUUUGAAGGCUCAGGAUAUUGCAAGUUCAUUUAAAAAGAUGGUUAACAAACGUGAGAACCUGGAGACCCUCGGGGGCAUGUCGACGGCGUCCUCAGAGGGCACAACACACUCUGUACGCCUAGAGGAACAGCUCGCCUUCUCCGACUGGAUUAAUUCCAACCUUGGCCACGAUCCACACCUGAAGCACCUGUUGCCCAUUGACGGAGAGGGACGUUACCUCUAUGAUAAGGUCAAGGAUGGCAUUCUUCUCUGUAAAGUCAUCAAUCACUCUUGCCCAGACACCAUUGACGAGAGAGCCAUCAACACCCGCAACUUGACCCUUUACACGAAACACGAGAACCUGACACUGGCUCUCAGCUCUGCUCAAGCUAUUGGUUGCAAUGUUGUCAAUAUUGAUGCUCAUGACUUGGCUAAAGGUAAACCCCAUCUUGUGCUGGGUUUACUGUGGCAGAUCAUCCGCAUUGGUCUGUUCAACCAGAUCACCCUGGAGCACUGCCCAGGUCUGGCCAACCUUCUGGAGGACGGUGAAAAGAUUGAGGAGUUGAUGAAGCUUUCUCCCGAGGCCAUUCUGCUUCGGUGGGUCAAUCAUCAUCUGGAGCGUGCUGGCGUCAACAGACGCUGCACAAACUUCAUGAGCGACAUCAAGGACUCCGAAAUCUACUCUCACCUCCUGAAGCAGAUCUCACCCAACGAUGCUGGCGUGACGCUGGAGGCUCUGUCUGAGCAAGACUUGGUGGACAGAGCAGAGAUCAUGUUACAGCAGGCAGAGAAGUUGGGUUGUCGCAGCUUCCUCACCCCUCAGGACGUGGUGGAGGGAGUGUACAAGCUUAACGUGGCCUUUGUUGCCAAUCUCUUCAACAACCACCCUGGCCUGGAUAAACCUGAGAACAUUGACUUUGAAGGACUUGACCACAUUGAGGAGACGAGGGAGGAGAAAACUUACCGCAACUGGAUGAACAGUAUGGGCGUCAACCCACACGUUAACUGGCUGUACUCUGACCUUGCUGACGGUAUCAUCAUCUUCCAGCUAUAUGACAUUAUCAGACCAGGUGUUGUUGACUGGAAACGCGUCCACAGUAAAUUCAGCAAGCUUAAGAAGUUCAUGGAGAAGCUUGAAAACUGUAAUUAUGCUGUUGAGCUUGGCAAACAGCUGAAGUUCAGUCUUGUUGGUAUCGCUGGACAAGAUUUGGCUGAUGGUAACCCAACUCUUACUUUAGCCCUGAUCUGGCAGUUGAUGAGAGCGUACACUUUGUCCAUCUUGACCCAGCUGGCUGAUUCUGGCAGCCCCAUUGUGGAGGCAGAGAUCAUCACUUGGGUCAACACCAAACUAAGUGAAGCUGGUAAAAAGUCCAGCAUCAGGUCCUUCCAGGACUCUAGUCUUAAAAAUGCCCUUGCUGUUAUUGACCUUGUUGAUGCCAUCAAGCCUGGCACCGUCAAUUAUGAUGUUAUGAAGAUAACAGGAGAAGAGGAGGAUAAUGUGGCCAAUGCUAAGUAUGCAAUUUCAAUGGCACGCAAGAUUGGUGCACGCAUCUACGCCUUGCCCGAAGACAUCACGGAAGUCAAACCCAAGAUGAUUAUGACAGUGUUUGCUUGUCUUAUGGCACGAGACUACAUACCUAAUAUGGAUACCAAAAAGAACUAAAAAUAAGUGAACAAAGAAUAGAAUGUUUGAUGUAUAUGUUGUGUGAAUGUUUCUUGAUAAUGUAUAGACUUUUUAUAAAAUUUUUCAUCAAGCUUUGCUAUAGCAGUGUUUCAUGGCUUUUGAUGUGGAGAACUUAGCUUAGGGCCCAUAUUCAGGACACAUGCCUAAAUGAAGCAAUGUACACUGUGUUCUGCUGUGCCAACUAUUUGCUCCUACAAUAAUAACCUUUGCUUUUUGUCUACUUAAUGCAAAAAUUAUGCUCAUAAAAGAGUACUAUAAUUGCAUGAUAACUGAAUAUAGAGAACUGCUGGCAUAUGUUCUUGGCACUAGUGAGGGAAACAUUGUCUCCUGAGUAUUGCUUGAUGUAAGCACUCUGAAUAUGGGUAUACGAUGCCAUUUUUCAAAAAAAUUUUGGACAUUUAUAAAACUGACAUUAUUUCCAAAGUUGCUAGAAUAAUCGAUGAUAAAAUUUAGAGUUAAUAAAUGUAUUGGUAAUAAAGUUUAAGGAAUUUUGGUACACAGUUGAUUACAAGGUUUAUUAUUAAUGGUUCUGUUAAAUGAUUAAGACAACAGUAUUGGAAACACUUGCUGAAAUUUAUUAAUCCACUGAUUCGUCUCCAUCACUAUUAAGCUGCGACUUGAACUGAAAAUUUACAGUUCCAACGGACCGCUUAUGUGUAGUGUUUAAUCAUGUCUGUCGUAGAACAAACACACUGCCAAACUGCCUGUAUUAAUAAUGGCUUUGCCAGAUCAAUGAACAUCGUUUUUAUUUAAUUAUUUAAUAUUUGUAGUUAUUCAGCACACAUAAGCCUGAAACUAACGAUCAUAUACUGUAUAAUUUAGAUACUGUAGUUUCUGUCAGUUUCAAUGUGGUUAUUUAUUUGCAGUGGUCAUAAAUGGCCAAAAUUAGUUGUUAUUUAGGUUGAACACAACAGUGAUGCUUUUCUAAUAAACCUAAUUAUUACAAAGCCAAAAUCAAAGCCCAGCCUCAGAGUAACAGUAGACCUUUGUACGUGAGUCAUGUAGCAAUGCAGGUUUUUAUAUAUUAUACAUAUACAGUACAUAUAUAUUUCAGAAAAAAUUUUCUGAGAUCUUUUUGUAAAUAAGCCAUUAUUUGCUAGUUUAACAAGCCUUUGGACUAAAGGCUGUACACCUGAAUGCUUUAGAAUUCUUUCCAGUACCUAGAGUUGCACAUGGGGAGGUGUCCAUAAUGUAUAAUGGUGCCCUUAGUCAGACCAGAAUUGCUUUUUGUCUUUAGUAUGUUGUGUAGUCAUUACAGUACGGUACAUAAUUUGUUUUCUUGUGAUGGAGUUGUGGUGUAUAUACUCCACUGGCAUCAUGCAGAAAGUCAGGCAUACGUCAAGCAUAAUCAAAUCUCAUAUGAAAGGAAUAAUUGGGAUUUAGAAAAAAUGUAAAUAUAUUUUUCAAAUUCAUAUUUUAUCACCAAUAAGACAAAAUAUUAGAAUAAAGCCGCUUUGGAUGUUAGAGGAAGUAUGAAUUAAAACUUCAGGAGAAAAUCAUAUAGUUAUUUUAGGGGUUAAGAUAAGAGCUGUACUUGUGGAGGACUUGAUAUCUAUUAUCUGUGUCUGUUGUAUUUUUAUGAUUGUUUUCUGCAUAUCAUUAGCUAUAUGCACUGUGUGAGGUGUAACAAGAGUUGCUCCGUCAUUUGUAUAUUAUUUAUACACUACGAACUGUAUUAAAGAUUUUAAAUAUUGCCCAGAGAUAGAUGCUGUAUGGAGAGUACAGUACAGUAGAUGCUGUAUGGAGGGUACACUACAGUACAGUACUGUAUUCCUCUUGUUAUGAUGAUGGUGUGUCUGGGUUGAUGUGAUUACAGUCUUGUUUGAAAUUUGCAUUCAACGUCCUGAAAAACUUUACUAUUUGUGGUAAAAAAAAUAAUCUAUAUUUUAUAAAUAAAAUCAAUGAUAUCUUUGUGAGGUGUAAUCAGUUCUCAAGGAUUUAUAAUGCAUUUUGGAGGCUGGUCAAAAUAGUCAUAUACAUUUUGUUGUGCCUCUAAAAAGCUAAUAUUUGAGAUAUUGAGACAACUUGGUUUAAGGAUUUAUCGGUGAUUAAGGAUGAUGUGCAAGUCAAGCUCUGUAAUGAAAUAGAAUUUUAUUAUUAUUUCUAGGAUUCUUUUUGUUGAAUAUCAAUACAGAUUCAGUUAGUCAUAUUUUGUGGGGAAUGUUAUCUCUGACAUUAGCAAUGGAUAGACUUCAAAAUAUGCUAAAGAUGAUGUUGUUUUUAAUUGUUAAUUUGAGGGACCAAUGUGUGAAGAAAUGAUUUAUUUUAUUUGAGAAAUUUGAAAGGAUUUUUUUUUUUUUUAAUUGUGUGAUGUUUAUUUGUUAUGACACUUGUAUGGUAGGAUAGUCACUGGUACUGUAUUGUGGAGUUUAGAUUCACCAAUGGUAACAAUGAGUUUACUCAGAACAAGAUCAGUAAGUUGUUGUGUGUGGAUGUACAGUAUAGAGAGAUGUGGAUUGAUCUUAAUGUUUUUUUAUCCCUUAUUUCUUAUGGUUUAUAUAUCAUUGCGUGUGCUGUACUAUGUAUAUGCAUUAUUUAUGUUGACCAUCUCAUAAGAUGUGAAAACAAACAGCUCCCAAGGUCUUGUCUUUAUUCUCAGAUCUCUUCAAGUCCUCUCUGGCGGCCUUACAAUAAAUAUAAACAAAUUUGGAAGCGCUGUUUUCAUUUUCCUGGGAGAUGUGAACAUAUAAUUACCACAGCACCAUUGUGGGUUUUGAUUAUACUGUAUUGUCAUAUAUAUAUAUAUAUAUAUAUUCCACAGACUUACAAGCAUGCAUAAUUAGGCAUAGACUAUCACUACUGUAUAUUUAAUUUCCUGUCAUAAAUAUCCAGGUAUCUCCUUUAUGUUGGAGUGUAUAUGACGUGUGCCACAGUAUUGACUCACUGGAACUUGAUAUAUAAUUUUCUUUUCCGUUUCCUCAAAAUAUUCCUCAAGUACUGUGUUAUGAGGGCGACCUAUGCUAAACUUUGUGGAGACUACUGCUCUGUGUUUAUAUAGUAGGACUCUUGUAAUACUGAACCAGGAAGCAACUCCCUUCAGCCUCAAUUUGUAUUCUUGUGUUAGAGAAUUAAGUCUAACUAUUUAUUGGGUCCAAACAUAUGAAAAUUACAUUCCAAAGACUUAAGCCUGAGUGACUGUUUCCUUAUGGCAUUACCAUUUACCUAGCUUGUGUUAAUCACUAUUUAUGCUCCCAUCAUUCUAUAGUCACCAUCACUGGUUAGGCACAAAGUGUUUGUACAUGUUAUCAUGAAUUCAUUUAGUACAGUAAUGUUUUUUGUCCAUUAACUAGUACUGUACAUUAAUAUCUCAAUAAAUGCUAGAUCAUGGGAAGACAAAAAUUUAAGUGAAAAUUUUUGGUCAAGUUGAUUUUUUAUUUUAAUUUCUGUUAUUUACUUUUGGGAGAUUUUGAAAUUAAGAUUUAUAAUUUGUUAUAAACUUAGUUUGGAUCCUCAGAGUUCAAACAUAGUGAAGAGAUGUUUGCUAAAGUGACACCAGUUUUAGUUAGAGUUUGAGGUACCUGUAGAAGCAUCCUCUCAUUCUCAUUAAAAGGAUCAAGAAAUCAGGUUGAUGAGUCAUGCCUGAUCUAAGAAAUGGUCGCUUUAAAGUUAAUGACGGUGCUGAAUAAUUAUUAUUAUUUCCCAGACAGUUUUUAAAGCAUAAUCAGUCUUAUAUUCUUACAGUGUGGCCGAUUGUUUUUAAUUUUCGAAGUUAUAUUUUACUUUCCUUGUGUUGUGAGCUUUGGUGUUAAGUGACACCUAUGGAUGAUCUACAUAUGGCUUUACAUGCACAUCAGCACGUUCCUUUAACUAUUCCCUAAGGCACAACUGCACAUUAACUGAAGAUUGGAGAUUUUUUGCUUGUAUAUUUGGGAGUUUAGAGAAAGGCAGGAAGCAUCUCACCUCAAAAAUUGGGAUCGUAUCUGUACUCUUUAACACAAACCAAAACGAGUAUACUGCACCUUGAGUAUUGAUGCCAGAGAUUUGGUUUGUGGUAAAGAAUGGUAAAAAGUUGAUGACUAGAAUAUAUGAAAAAGAUAAUUUGGCUGUUAGUACAUAUAUAUAGCCUGCUCCUGUGCUCAUGCAAGUUGAAUCAUGGGAAAAGUCAUUUAUUAAUUUUUAUUUGUUAAGUGGUUCUGUAUUCGACAUUCUUCUGGGUUUUAUGUAUGUGAUAUUGUUGCUCCAAGAAGGGGCAUGUUAUUUGGAGAAAAAAUAAAAUAAAAUAAAAAUCAUGGCAUUUACUGAAAUAGUCAGAUGGUAAAACAGUUUGCAAAUGACAAUGUUGGAAAUGUUUGUGCUUAAGAAAUAUUAGAGUUACCAGUUGGAGACUUUUGUUAUGAGUAGCAGUCUUUGUCAUUAGUUGCCUGCAAGUAUUUACAAUAUUAACUGCCACUGCAAACUAUUUCAAUAUACCAGCAGGUUAAAUUUAAUUUAUGUAUUUUUUAAAUUUCAGUUUUAUAUAAGGAAACAAAACUAAUACUGUUAUUAGGGUUGGUUGUCACGCCACACAACAGUGCUUCCUGUACUAUGAUUGCUCCUUGCUGUUCUGUACAAAGAAUUUAUGGUUAUUUAAACCCAAAUAGUUCAUAAAUAAUAAGAUUAUUA